Messenger RNA from Magnolia sinica, 636 nucleotides. RefSeq names its product serine/threonine/tyrosine-protein kinase HT1-like. The record is from RefSeq and is a predicted model, not a curated record. The transcript is spliced from 3 exons. Gene Ontology annotation, biological process: protein phosphorylation. NCBI's taxonomy places the organism in Eukaryota, Viridiplantae, Streptophyta, Magnoliopsida, Magnoliales, Magnoliaceae. Gene Ontology annotation, molecular function: ATP binding; protein kinase activity. The coding region runs from base 177 to 596 and encodes 139 amino acids.
CAUCGACGCCACCAUAACUGAAAAACCCUAUCCAACGUUGUUGCGCCACAACGUAGCCAGGAAAGUCAUGGGAAACUGAAAAACUCGCUAGAUUUGGUGGCUAUUAAAGGAAACCGGCUAGGAUCGGCUCGUCUUCCUUGAUUUCUGAUGCAUAGAGGGGGUUUUUUUCUCUUGAGAUGAUCAAGGAGAAACAACAUACUAGGAAAGUCGAUGUGUACAGUUUUGGCAUUAUGUUGUGGGAGCUCUUAACCCCAUUGAAGCCGUUCCAUGACAUGACUCCAGAGCAGCUUGCCUUUGCUUUUUCCAUUGCAGCCCGUGUUUAUGAGAAGCCAGUGACUAGUGUGUGCGCUGCCUUCCUCACUAACAAUGAUAUUAGAGUAGCUGCAACUGCAACCUUUAAAGGUGUUGAAUUUUAUCUACCCCCUCGUUCGAUCAGUAUUCUCCCUGAUCGCAAGACUGUGAUCUUCAACACUCAAAAGGUAACUUCACAACACAAUGCAAAGGGCUAUCAUCCAGUGAAGGAAUCUCACAAGGAGAAGAAGUGGAAAAUGCAUCAAGAGAAGAUCCCAACAAUCAGCGAUCAAUGGCCCCAUUAGAACUCAUGAACUUGACUAAGGAUAGAAUAGAUUACCUCUG